UUCAGUACAGUCCUCUGCAUCUACACAUAACUGAAUCCCUUCUUUCAGCGAGCUCAAGUCAAACUCAGCCAACCCCUUAAGGCUUCAGCUUUAAAAUAUUUUCUAUUUGUAUCUGUUCCUGCUCAACUAGGUCAGGGGGAUAUUUUUGCUGCACCCAUGAGUGGGAGAAUUAAGUGAAAUCGCCCUUGUCUGAGCCAAAUAGGAGAAUAUACAUCUACAGGCUGAUACAAGCCAACAGCUCAGCAGCUACCGUAAUGGAGAGGUUACGACCAAGCAGAUGCUUUUUUGUAGUUUUCUGUUGUAUCCUGGUUUUCUUCUGUUCACUGAGUUGGUACAAUAUGAAGGAGAGUAGAUGGCACCUCCGUGCCAUGUUUUCCUGUGAUCAACAUCCAGUUGAGAGCACAAUUUCCUCCUUGAUUGAGAACAAUGUCAGACUGGAUAGAAUACUGUACCCAAAGCCAGAGACCCUUAAACCUCCGAGGACCGAUGUACUGACUAUAGCUCCAUGGCUGGCGCCCAUUAUCUGGAACGGCAUAUUCAACUCUGACAUACUAAAUGCCCAGUUUCACAAAAGAGGUGUACGCAUUGGUCUUACAACAUUUGCCAUUAAAAAGUAUGUAAGAUUCAUGAAAGAUUUUCUUGAAACAGCCGAAAAGUUUUUCAUGGUGGGGCACAAGGUCAACUAUUACAUCUUCACUGAUCGAGCCCAUGAAAUUCCCAAUAUCACAAUCGGUGAAGGGCGGCACAUCCAUAUUAUAAACGUUACCGGCUACCAGAGAUGGCAGGAUGUCACCAUGAGACGCAUGCAGAUGAUUCGCGAUGAAACAUAUUCCCGUUUUAUCAACGAAGUCGAUUAUUUAGUGUGCGUCGACGUGGACAUGAGGUUCUAUGGCAGCGUCGGAGUUGAAAUCUUAGGUGAUGUGUUUGGAACUUUGCAUCCUGGUUUCUUUGGAGCCUCACGGCAGCAGUUUACCUAUGACCGUAAUCCAAAAUCUGUUGCUUGCAUUCCUGUAGAUGAGGGCGAUUUCUAUUAUGCGGGAGGUUAUUUUGGGGGUAAAAUUGAGGAAGUUUACAAACUGACUAAUUUCUGCCAUAGCGCCAUGAUGACAGAUAAAGCCAUUGGAAUCGAGGCACUAUGGCAUGACGAAAGCUACCUCAACAAAUACUUCCUUUAUUAUAAGCCGACCAAAAUCCUUUCUCCGGAGUAUGUGUGGAAUAAUUAUUACGGCUCACCGGCUGCCGUACAGAUAAAGAGGUUUGUCGGCGUUGAUAAGAAUUACGAUGAAGUUAGAUUUAGAAGAUAACUACGGGACCCUCAAAACAGGAAGAAGGAAGUCAGACAAUUCUUCCAAUAUUGCUACUUCCUAUUUCUUAUUUCCCCUGCCCUCAUACCAUGUUUUGUGUAACACGGUUAACACAGUUAACUUAAAUAUAUAAAUGUUCGCCAAAUAUCUCAGAUCUGCAAGAGGUUAAAUUCCUGACAGGAAGAAUCACUUGGACUGUACCAAAAUACUGACCAAAAGUGCAGAAUAUACCUUUGAAUGUUUUACUGUUAAUUAUGUUCUAGUUAAGAAAUAAAUAGUUCUAACAGAGCAGCUAACUUCUGUGGGAAAGAUCAUAGCCACACUCUAAACAGAAUCUUUACCAGACCAUAAUCCUUAAUGGACUUUCCCUUACCCCCUGUCUAUAUCCUACCAUUUGGUCUGGUCCCUCCUCAGUGCUUUAGUUCCACAGAAGAGGUAAGAUGUCUGUUACUGCUCUAAUCACCUCAAAAGUUUUAUGGUUGAUUUAAAGAGUUAUUCUUUUGCUGAAUCAACUUGUCUUACCUCCAGCUAUAGCAGCCUUAUGCUUUUAUCAGGUUAGUAGUGUGUAGCAUAUUCCCAAAGUGAUUAAUGGAGACAGGCAGAGCACAUGGGAUCUAAAAUGUCUGCCAUGAGAAAACCUGUAUGCUGUAAUCCUCACAGUUAUAAACUGCUUAUUGUACUAUGCUGAGGUUGUUAUGUACUAAUGUGCUAUGUAUAUUAGCUAUGUUGCUUUUCCUUACAUUUUCCUGUAAUAUGUCAGUGGGGGUGUAUUGAAUUAACUGCCUGUUGUAAUGUAGGUGGGCUGGUGGCCUGUGAUGUACCUGAAAUUGGCAGUGUUCUCCUUACUGUUUUACAGGUAUGUUUAUACUUUAUGUUAAACUUCCUCUGUUAUGUAAAAUCCACUAUACGAUCACUGUUCUGCUCCUCAGUGCUUUAGUUCCACAGAAGAGGUGGGCUGGUGGCCUGUGAUGUACCUGAAAUUGGCAGUGUUCUCCUUACUGUUUUACAGGUCCCCAGCAGACAGUGCCAAUCAAUAAAGCAUUGUAAAGUUA
Xenopus laevis (African clawed frog) is the source of this 2356-nucleotide messenger RNA. It is a transcript of the gene abo.4.L, whose product is annotated as ABO blood group (transferase A, alpha 1-3-N-acetylgalactosaminyltransferase; transferase B, alpha 1-3-galactosyltransferase) gene 4 L homeolog. The record is from RefSeq and is a predicted model, not a curated record. NCBI's taxonomy places the organism in Eukaryota, Metazoa, Chordata, Amphibia, Anura, Pipidae. The transcript has 7 exons. The coding region runs from base 255 to 1304 and encodes 349 amino acids.